GAAAUGGAGCAGUCUAAGCUAGGCCAAGGCACACCCUGAGAGAAUUUCCAAAAUAAGAAUGGCUCAAAGUGAGGAAAACAAAUCGAUAUGCGGAAAGAUGAAAAUAAGCUUUCUAAAAUACCUAUUGAUUGUCAUAAAUUUACUGAUUCAGCAUCUAGACUCCCAUUAAGCUCAAAUACCUGUGAUAAAACUCGUUCUGUAAGCGUCACUCCUUGCCCAGAUACCACAAUAGGGAGAUAUUUUAAUACAAAAAUAUGACAAACUAUGAGAAAACUGAAGGUAUCCAGUGAUGUCGCCCUCAGUAUUGCUACUGUUCUAGGAAAGGCAACCAGUAAAGUGACCAACAAGUAAGAAAUUCGAAGGAAAAUGUAGCUAUAUUGUUGGUAAAUACCAAAACCAGACCUUUAAGCCAGUAUUUCUCGACUCUCAGACAGCAACUGUGCCUGUAUUACCUAUGAAUUUAAAUAAACCUGUUCCUGAUCCUAAGAUAUUCUUACACAGGAUACACAAGGAUAAGUAAGAAGAGACAGCAGAGGGAGAUGAAAGAGCAAUUGAAGAAGAAGAUAAAGGAAUUUGAGUAUCAGGAGAAGUUGAAGCAGGAGAAUGACAGUUUGGAGAGGAGUAAAAUCGAGCUAGUUGAGCAAAGAAGAUUGAAAAUAGGUAGGGAAAGAGAAUAGAUUGAUUCGAAGUUUGCUUAGAUAUAAAUAUCUGUCUUUAGAU
Moneuplotes crassus is the source of this 720-nucleotide messenger RNA. The record is from the annotation of a GenBank genome assembly. Lineage: Eukaryota; Ciliophora; Spirotrichea; Euplotida; Euplotidae.